This is a messenger RNA of Maudiozyma saulgeensis, 954 nucleotides long. The record is from the annotation of a GenBank genome assembly. NCBI's taxonomy places the organism in Eukaryota, Fungi, Ascomycota, Saccharomycetes, Saccharomycetales, Saccharomycetaceae.
AUGGGUAAGAGUAGUAAAGAUAAGAGAGAUUUAUAUUACAGAAAGGCCAAAGAAGAAGGUUACAGAGCUAGGUCCGCAUACAAAUUAUUACAAUUGAAUGAGGAAUUCCAUUUCUUAGACAGUGAGCAUAAUUUAACGAAGGUGGUAGACUUAUGUGCUGCACCUGGAUCAUGGUCACAAGUUCUAUCAAGAAAGAUGUUUACUGAAUCCAAAGAAAUUGAUAAUAAAGAUAAAAAAUUAAUUGCAGUGGAUUUGCAGCCGAUGUCUCCAAUCGAUAACGUUAUUACAUUACAAGCUGAUAUUACACAUCCAAAGACUUUGGCUAGAAUUCUAGAGAUUUUUGGUAAUGAGAAAGCUGAUUUUGUUUGUAGUGAUGGUGCUCCCGAUGUUACAGGUCUGCAUGAUUUAGAUGAAUAUGUGCAACAACAACUGAUUAUGAGUGCAUUACAAUUAACUACAUGUAUAUUGAAACCUAAUGGUACUUUUGUAGCCAAGAUUUUUAGAGGUAGAGAUAUUGAUAUGUUAUAUUCACAAUUGGGAUAUUUGUUUGAUAGAGUCGUAUGUGCUAAACCAAGAUCUUCAAGGGGUACAUCCUUAGAGGCCUUCAUUGUAUGUUUAGGUUAUAAUCCACCAUCAAAUUGGGAACCAAAAUUAGAUAUAAACAAAUCCAUCGAAGAGUUUUUCAGUGGUUGUACAAUGAGUCAAUUAUCAUUAUCAGAUGAUAACGAAGAAAAACUACCUCAAUGGAAGGAUGGUCAAAGAGAUAUUGCCGAGUUUAUGUCCUGUGGAGGACUUCAAAGUUUCGAUUCAGAUGCCACAUAUCAUUAUGAUGAUGAAAUACUAUCUAAUUUAAAGGAUAAAUUAUCAUUGGAUCCUGUACAGAGUCCAACAAAUCCUCCUUACAAGAAAGCGCUGGAAUUAAAGAGAAGCGGGAAACUGACAAGAGCAGUAUAA